Molecule: messenger RNA, 747 nt
Organism: Pseudopipra pipra
Lineage: Eukaryota; Metazoa; Chordata; Aves; Passeriformes; Pipridae
Product: zinc finger protein 239-like
Exons: 3
Coding region: 22-747 (241 amino acids)
Biological process (GO): regulation of transcription by RNA polymerase II
Cellular component (GO): transcription regulator complex; chromatin; PcG protein complex
Molecular function (GO): RNA polymerase II cis-regulatory region sequence-specific DNA binding; DNA-binding transcription factor activity, RNA polymerase II-specific
Source: RefSeq, a predicted model, not a curated record
UGCUUCCCAAAGGUUGGGCGGAUGGAGGAGGAGGCUGCGAGGAAGAGGAAGAUGCCGCGGGCCCCCCAGGCAGGCCCCGAGGUGAGGCCGGAGAGCGCGGAGGACAAAUCCCGGCGGCAGAGCCUGGUGGGAGAGGCCGUUUUGAAGGGCUCCCCGGCGCAGGAAGGCAGCGGGGAGGAAAAGGGCCAGAGAUGCCCCCGCAGGAGGGGCUGCAAAGCCAGCCCAGGGGGCUGUGAGGAGGAAGGAGCCAGCGUGUGCGGGGAAGGCGGCCGGAGCUUGAGGCGGAGCUGCGAGCUGGUGGUCCCUGAGCAGCCUCCCAGCAGGGAAAAGCGCUUCAGGUGUUUGGAAUGUGGGAAGAGCUUCAGCAAGAGAUCCGACCUCCUAAGGCACCAGCACAUCCACAGUGGGGAACGGCCCUACACGUGUGGGGAGUGUGGAAAGAGCUUCACUCAGAGCUCCCACCUGCUUCGACACCAGAUGAUCCACAGUGGGGAAAGGCCCUACAUGUGUGAGGAGUGUGGGAAGAGCUUCAGGAACAGGCGCACCCUCCACAAUCACCGACGCAUCCACAGUGGGGAAAAGCCCUACACGUGUGGGGAGUGUGGGAAGAACUUCAAUCAGAGCUCCACCCUGCUCCGACACCAGAUGAUCCACAGUGGGGAAAGGCCCUACAUGUGUGACACUGGCCAAGGCCCCAGCACCUGCUGCCACGAGCUGUACACAGCUCCCCUGAUGUUCAAGGUCUGA